Messenger RNA from Plectropomus leopardus (leopard coralgrouper), 3621 nucleotides. It is a transcript of the gene s1pr2, whose product is annotated as sphingosine-1-phosphate receptor 2. Gene Ontology annotation, cellular component: membrane. The record is from RefSeq and is a predicted model, not a curated record. NCBI's taxonomy places the organism in Eukaryota, Metazoa, Chordata, Actinopteri, Perciformes, Serranidae. Gene Ontology annotation, biological process: G protein-coupled receptor signaling pathway. Gene Ontology annotation, molecular function: sphingosine-1-phosphate receptor activity.
UAUUGUGUGCGCGCGCCUCCCUGACGCUCCAAAGCCCCGUGGAGCUGUUGUUCCCAGAGAGCAGGACAAUCAGACGGACUGUUGGAUAAGAGCGACAAAAGAGAAAGUGCUGUUUGUAAAGAAGUCCUUUUUGGCUCCUUUUUUUUUCCUAUUUGGAAUCGUCGCGCUUUCGGGUGAUCAUUGCAGAGUUUCAGCGGCGGCGCACACACCGGUAUGGAUUUACCAAAGACGAGACGAGACACGCCGUCUAGUCGUCCGCCAAAGUUUUGAUUGUCACCGCUGCCUCUCGAGCCCGGAGCGGAGGCAACGCGCUGAACUUUAAGGCAGCAUUUGUGGAAAGUAGUGACCACAUGUGAGGAGCAUUUGGAGACAAAUACUUUGGCCGGAGCGUCUUUUCGCUGCUCUCUCCUACAUCUCUCAUGGGGUGACCCACAUAGAGCUCCUUAGAUGUGACUGUGGGACAGGCGGUCUCCCCCUGGCCUGAGCCCUCUUCCUGUCCUUUCCUUAAAGGCAAUGAUUAUCGGCUUAGACGCUCUGCACAACUCCACUGUGUGAAUGAAUCUUUGCCGUAAAGCCGCUGUGCUCUGCCACCCUGUCACCAUGAGGAGCAAGUAUUCCCAGUACUACAAUCAGAGUCUGAUCUACUCCUACUAUGCCUACGCUAAGAAUAUGACCACCCAGGAGCUGGCUAAACGUAUUGAGAACAAAAAGCAGCUCACCACCCUCAACAUUGUCAUCGUGGUCCUCUGCACCAUCAUCAUCCUGGAGAAUCUGCUGGUCCUCAUCGCUGUCUGCCGCAACAAGAAGUUCCACUCUGCCAUGUUUUUCUUCAUCGGCAACCUGGCGUUCUCUGACCUGCUGGCAGGCUCGGCCUACAUAGCCAACAUUUUCCUAUCAGGGUCAAGGACCUUUGACUUGAAGCCUGUGCAGUGGUUCAUCCGGGAGGGUACUGCGUUUAUUGCUCUGGCAGCUUCAGUCUUCAGCUUGCUGGCGAUAGCUAUAGAGCGCUAUAUUGCUAUCACUAAGGUCAAGGUGUAUGGCUCUACCAAAACGUGCCGCAUGUUCCUCCUGAUAGGAGCGUGCUGGGUCACCUCCAUCCUGCUCGGAGGACUUCCCAUCAUCGGCUGGAACUGCAUCAACGACCUCCCUGAAUGCUCAGCUGUGUUGCCGCUCUACUCAAAGAAAUACAUCCUCUUUGUUGUCACCAUUUUCAGCCUCAUACUGCUCUCUAUUGUCAUCCUCUAUGUGAGGAUUUAUUUGAUUGUGCGUUCCAGCCACCAGGAAGCAACCAACUCACCGGCCUAUGCCCUUUUGAAAACUGUCACCAUAGUGUUGGGUGUCUUCAUCAUGUGCUGGCUGCCCGCUUUUACCAUCCUCCUCCUAGAUUCAUCUUGCAGGAUACAGUUCUGCCCCAUCCUCUCCAAAGCAGACAUCUUUUUUGGCUUUGCCACUCUGAACUCAGCACUUAACCCCGUGAUCUACACACUGCGCAGCAAGGACAUGAGAAAGGAGUUUCUGCGUGUGUUGUGCUGCUGGGGCGUGCUGCAGAGCGGGCGUCCGGCUGACCGUUGUCUGGUCCCUCUAAAGAGCUCCAGCUCUCUGGAACACUGCACCAACAAACAUGAACACCAGACCACACCAAUCAUGCAAGAUUGUACCACUUGUGUCUGAUGUGGUGCGAAAACAUCAGAGUGCAUGAAUGUAUGUAUGUGUGUGAGCGAGUGAGAGAAAGCACGUGUGUGUGAGAUCAAGACGAGAGGCUGUGAUGUGAAGAAGAGAUGUUUAAAAAAAAGAAGCGAGCACACCCUGGACUGAGAUGCCUGGCAAGGCUACAAUGCAGACUUUUUUUCUUAUUACAAUCAAAAUUGUGUGAAUUCACAAUCAGCAUUUAAUCGAUUCACUUGCGCAGCAGGUGUAACAACACAACGUUUCAAGAGGGGGACCAAUUGAGUAGGCGAGAACUUUCAGAAAUGUGAAAAUAGCUUUUUCAUGGGUACUCUCAUUAAUUCAUAUGGAGUCACAAACCAUUUUCAUGUAUAUGACUGUUUUUUUUUAUCUUUCUCUCCAAACAUGUAAACCCCUAUAAAGAGCCAAAAAUAGAACAUAACAUGCAUGAUGUCACAGUUAUGGUGAGUUUUUCUGGUCGUGUCGAGAACUGAAUCAAUGCAAAGCUUGCAAAGUUGCACUUUGUAGAUUUCUUCAGAGAUUUGUUGUCCGUAGUAAGAUUUAAUCACAUAACUUACUUACUUCAUUAGUCCCACAGAUUGUUCACUCAUUCCUCACAGAGCUUGAGACAACUUGAUCAACUUGACUCAGCACAGCACUCCAGAGAAGCCAAAAUACCACAGAUGCACCCUCAACAAAACCAGGGCUAUAUAUUCCCUAUAUAACCUUGCUUAAACCAUUUGAUUAAGUACAAUUUACAUAAUCUGCUUACAUUUAAUGCAUGAAAUUCUAACUUAUUUGUAAGUGUUAAUGUAUGUAUGAUAUAUUCCAGCUCCAGCUUCCAUCACUAACACCCCUUCCCCUCAUUUGUCCUCAUAAUCUGUCCCUCUUGCUUUUACUGUUGUCUUUUGUAUCUGAACAGUUUCCGUCGAGGAAGGCCUAAUCAGAACACACAUUUCCUGAAGUGAGUUGGCACUGAUGAGUUUUACUCCAUGACAGCUGUCCAGCAGCUUUGACUAAUGGGGCCUGACAGUGUUGUAGCAGGGUAGCAGCAAUGUGCUGUCUCUGUUUGUGCCUUUCUCUUGGGGAAUUAGGCUGAAUGUAUGUAUGAAGUGUUUGGGGCAGGCGCUCCAGUGUUGACAGUAUUAUUGAUCAUCAUUUUGAAUUACCAAGUUAUUGACGAGCAGAGAGUGGGAUGAACAGAGUAGGUCACUCUCAUUGUGAAGUCUUAAUUAGUAGCGUGAACAAAAAAUUUGUUGUGAACAUCCUGGUUUCAAUUUGUUAGCCACAUGCAGCUAACGAUGUAAACAUUUCUCAUCUUUCCAAAGACCCCUCGCCUCCCCUACAAAAUAAGAGGAGAUCCGGUUUUAAAUGUACAGAGGGGGGGAUCUGCCCUCCUGGGAGGUCACCUUCAUCCUCGUUCUCUGACAUCCUAUAACAUGUAACUUCCUUCAGCCACAGGAAGUCCUGUUUUUUAUUGUCCGGUUCCUGUUGUUCAGGGUUACACUAACCUUCUUCCUGUAGACACACAUUCAAACUCUUCUCUCCCUCAGUGUUUUUUUUAUUUUUUUAUAAUGACUUUUACAUUUAGAUGACCAAGUAGAAAUGGUGAAAAGCACUUUGGCAGCUUCAGUGAUGUUUGCUUUCCCACAGUUUUUUUCAGAUAGAGAGGUGUUUAAAUCUGUGUACCCGUCACUUCAUUGUGUUGCUUGACUCUAUGAUGUUUUAUAAUAAAUACAUGAAUAACUAUGUAUGUUUGUAUGUAAGUAUGUAUGAAUUUUUGUACAGUAUGUAUGAUUUGUGUUGUAUAAAAUGUCUUGUGUGCAAUAGCCUUUUGUGUCCAGUAGCACGCUGCCUGUGUUAAAUCGGUACAAUCUGAAACACUAAUGUAGGUACAUAAACUUUUUUGUUAAUUUCAUUCCCUUUUUUUAAAAAAUAAAUGAAAUACUGAAAUAA